Messenger RNA from Actinia tenebrosa (Australian red waratah sea anemone), 1067 nucleotides. RefSeq names its product 2-Hydroxyacid oxidase 1. The record is from RefSeq and is a predicted model, not a curated record. Gene Ontology annotation, molecular function: oxidoreductase activity; FMN binding. NCBI's taxonomy places the organism in Eukaryota, Metazoa, Cnidaria, Anthozoa, Actiniaria, Actiniidae.
CUUGUUCUAAAGCCAAUACAUGCAUGGUUCUCAGCAUCUCGUCUAACACAAGACUAGAAGAUGUAGCACUUGCUGCACCGAGUGGAMUGCGAUGGUUCCAGUUCUUCGUAUUGAAAGACAGGGAAUGUACGAAGACUUUGAUUCGUAAAGCAGAGCAGACAGGAUACCAGGCGUUGGUUCUCACAGUCGAUGCAAGUGUCCUUGGGRAAAAACGUGCUUUUAAAAGAUCAGGAAUUGAGAAAACACUCGAACGAAUAACUGUUCUUUUAGACGUCAAGGAAGGAGCCUCGCGUCGUGAUCUAUGGGAAGGGAAUGUUUCCUGGGAGAUCAUCUCAUGGAUCAAAUCUAUCACCAAGCUUCCAGUGAUAUUAAAAGGUAUUCUAACAGCAGAAGAUGCUAAACUUGCUGUCCAACACGGUGCUGAUGCUAUCAUCGUGUCUAAUCAUGGAGGAAGGCAGUUGGAUGGAGUCUUGGCUACGAUUGAUGCUUURCCAGAAGUUGUAUCAGCCGUCAAUGGACAAAUUGAAGUGUAUAUGGAUUGUGGAGUAAGGCUUGGUACUGAUGUACUGAAGGCGUUAGCAUUGGGUGCACGUGCUGUAUUCAUUGGUCGUCCUGUGGUAUGGGGACUUGCUUAUCAGGGAGAAGAAGGUGUGCUGAAAGUACUGGAGAUACUUCGUGAAGAAUUUAGGACCGCCAUGAUACUAAUAGGUAAUACACCCUUUACCAAAAUGGCGACCGCAAAUUCGAAUGAGUUCGCAACUUUACCAAAAUGGUAGUGAAAAACCAAUACCUUUUCUGGAAAGAGCACCUUUACUUUAGUAAACCUACGAAGAUUCAUUAUGAGGUGUUAUAUCGUCAGAGAAAACUCAAGUCAAAAAUUUGAUAAAUUUAAGGUUUUGUUACACUGUGCAAUUUCCUCAGCAACUUCUCUCGCAAUGCUUGAAAAUGUAGCGUUGUAAGUUGCCGACGUGAGGUGCUACACUAUAAUGCAAUCUCAGCCACUUGCAACAUUUUUUGGCUCCUCGGCCGGGAAGAAAAUGAGAAAUGUGCACAUGCGCUCUUGAAAA